AUGGCAAAGAUCCCACAAAACUGGGAGGACAAAACCACAGUCCCACUGGUUGCUGACGGCAAGUUUCAACCGGCUAAGGAUCGCUACCAUCUGUAUGUCUCCUUGGCCUGUCCGUUUGCUCAUCGCACCAUCAUCACGAGGAAGCUAAAAGGCCUAGAAGAUGUGAUAGGGAUGACCAUCGUAGACUACCUUCGAGAUGACAACGGAUGGGCAUUCACUGAUCAGCGCCCAAAGACUUCACUAGACACUGUCAAUAACUGCAAGUACCUCCGAGAGGUGUACAGAAUCGCAGAACCGGGUUACGAUGGUCGCGUGACCGUACCGGUCUUAUGGGACAAGCAGAACAGGACUAUCGUGAACAACGAAUCCGCUGAGGUCCUUCGUAUACUCAACAAGCAGUUCAAUGCCUUCUCAGCUACGGAGGAGCAGCGAAAUCUAGAUCUUUCUCCAGAUGACCUGAUGGGAGCCAUUGAGGAUAUCAACUCCUGGAUUGCUCAAGAUAUUAACAUAGGUGUAUACAGUGCUGGUUUCGCCACCACUCAAGAAGCCUAUGACCAAGGCGUGAUCAAACUCUUCAAAGCUCUGGACAGGGUAGAUGAUGUAUUGUCUAGGUCUCGUUAUCUAUGCGGAGAUCGUUUGACCGAGGCCGACAUCCGUCUCUUCACGACACUGAUACGUUUCGAUGUCGUUUACGCUCAUCAUUUCAAGUGUAACAAGAAGCGGAUCGUAGACUAUCCCAACCUGUGGGGUUUCACACGUGAUCUUUAUCAGACGCCUGGUAUCGGAGAAACUGUAGACCAAGAACAUAUCCAGAAACACUACCAGAUGGUUCACCGACACAUCAAUCCUAACGGCAUCGUCGCAAUCGGGCCCGAUCUCGACUUCGAUUCUCCACACGGCAGGGGUGCUAAAUUCCAAAAGUAGAAGGAUUGGAAUAAGGAAUAUCCCAAAACCAUGGAGCAAACAAAAUUUCCUAACAAAAGAGAAACAGAUUGCCAUUGGGGGUCAAAAGUAGAUGUUCUCUGUGCCCCCAUAUAGAGUAUAGAUUCGAUACAUUUUGGUCAUCACAUUACAAUGAUACAGCUUAUUUGAAAUGUCUUUUUCUCUUCUGUCUAAUAAGAAAUAAGUAAAGAAAAAAUGUAUUCAUGUUAUGUAGUGCCUUGUUUGUGUUUUUUUUUGUGUGGUAGAUGAUAAUGUGAACCAAGUAAGACCAACUUUUCCUCUGAAUGCAACCUACGGUAUCCCUGUUAGUUAUUUUACUUUUAUUAUUUUCGCUUGUUUAUUAUUUUUUCUUGUAUACUUGUCUAAUGUCAUCAUGCAUGUCAUGAAUUAUUAUGAACUAUUUGUAAUUAUUACAAUUUUGAUGAUUUGAUUUAACAAAACGUAUACAAAUAUAUUAUUUUCCUCUGAACAUUAGUUAACUUUAAAAAAGGGGGGUUCAUAACUCUACAACGAUCGCCCAUGGAGGUCCCUGGACAAUCAAUGAUUUAGGAUAAUGUAAUGUAAAUGAAGAUGUCAUAAUUUUUCCAUUAUAUUUGUUUUCAUCCAAUAUUUUACAUGAGUGUAAGAGAACCGUACAAACAUAUUUUGGUCAAUAUUCGUUUUGUCUGCAUUUUUAUAAACUUGCUUCAAAUUAUCUUGUAGAGUUGUAGGUCUAAAAAAGUAAAACACGAUUUCCACAAAAAAAAACUAUCUCAUAACACUGUGUAUGGUAAACUGAAGGCCAAUGUUUAUGUGCAUGUUGUGUAGAUAAUAAAACACAUUCCUUCCUAUUCUUCGGACCAACAUCUAAAUCAGAAGACGCAUCUGAAGCACAAUAUGUCACUCUGGUAGUACCAGAACAUUCAUUUACAGAGGAUACGGGAAGGGACAGGGGGAGACCAACCCUACUUUUUCAAGAAUAGAGUAAAAUGAAGACAUGGUGACAAAAAAGAGAAGUGGGAAGAAAAAAAUAUAAAAUGAAUCCUGGCUCCUGUACCUCUAUAGAAGAAAAAACAACAUAAUCUUUAGGUCGCCUUUCCCCCUCCCCUAUCGAAAUAUACUGGCGCCCCCCCCUAUAAGUUCAUAUGGUGAUAAAGCAUUUGCUAAUUUUGUGCCCAAAUUAUGGAAAAUAAACUGCCUGUAACACUAAGAUCUGCUGACAAGUUCAAAACGACUAAAUCUCUGCUUAAAACACAUUUAUAUGGUCAUUGAAACCUUUUCUCCUUAUAUGAUAUUUUGGUUUAACUAGUGGUUUAACUAUUCAUGUUAAGUUCUUUUUUUUUAGGAUGGGGUGCUUUUGUGAGUUGGUUUUGAAUUAGGGUUAAGCCGGAUUGCCUUUUGGGCAAGUUCCUUAAACUGUGGGUGAACAGGGCAUUAAGAUCAGGCACCUGGCUGCCCCCAGGCCCCCAUAGAUACAUUUUUAAGUGCUGUUCAAUGUAAUUUCAUUAUUAUGUAGUUGUUCAUAGUAAAGCGUUUUGAUCACAUUUUGAUAAAGCGCUAUAGAAGCGCCUGUUAUGUAUGCAUGUAUCAUAACCAUCUUCCAUAGUUUCAUUAUACCAAUACAGGAUUUUAUAUAUAUGUCAGGGAAGCGUUUCAUGAAAGAAGUUGUCAGACAAGUCCCCUUUUUAUCUGACAGGUACUCUAGUAACAAGUUGUCGGAUCUGGAAACUUCCCUGAUUUUGAUUAUCAGCCAAUCAGAAUUAAGCAAGUUGUCAGAUCCGACAACUUGUCCGACAAGAUGUUGAUGAAACACUCCCCGUCUCACCUAUUGUGGUAGGACAGAAACUGACAUUCUUAUUUUUUCAACGUUACAAAUAUCUGUCAUUUUAGUGCGAAUUGUAUACCAAUACUCAAUCGAUAUUUUUAUAGAACUUGUGGUUAUUACAUGUCGAGGAAUUGUGUAGGCUUCGAUUGUAGAGGGCGCAAAUGCAAAUCGACACCAGUCCUUUCCUCUGAACUCGAUAGCACACAGACAUCACUGAUUGGCAUUGAACUCCGGGAUUGAACUUGGUCAUCUAUAAAGUUCUUCCAGUUCAGGGCCGCAAUAAAAGUGGAUGUAGUAAGCCAUAGACGGCGGAGGAAGAAAGAAAGAACGUAAGAAAGAA
Lytechinus pictus (painted urchin) is the source of this 3086-nucleotide messenger RNA. Its product is annotated as glutathionyl-hydroquinone reductase YqjG-like. The coding region runs from base 1 to 924 and encodes 307 amino acids. The transcript is spliced from 8 exons. Gene Ontology annotation, molecular function: glutathione transferase activity. Lineage: Eukaryota; Metazoa; Echinodermata; Echinoidea; Temnopleuroida; Toxopneustidae. The record is from RefSeq and is a predicted model, not a curated record. Gene Ontology annotation, cellular component: cytoplasm.